GCGCGCACGGCGCCGAGGACGGCUUUCACAGGAGUACCACCAGAGAAGCUCGCGCAGGCAGCGCGCGGAGUGGAGGAAGAGCGCGGCGAGAGCGAGAUCCCGCCCCCGCCCGAGCCCGUCCGGGAUAUGGGCGCCGAGGACGACGCCCCCCAGGAGAUUGGCGCGAUCGCCCAGGCGGCGGAGCCGUUCGUGGAGUCCGACGCAGCGGAUAUACUGACGACGCGGAAGCAGACGCGCAUAGCCAUGAACGAGGAAAGGCUGGAUCGAGGCUUGAGGCCUGAACAGGUGCGGCGGCAGGUAGGCGCAGGCGGUCAGACACGGCAGUAUGUCGACAACCUCGGACGCAGGGCGAAGUAUUUCAGGUCCAAGAUUGCAGGCCAUUUCGGCAGGGAUUGCAAGGAGCCGCUACCAGCUCAGGGUUCGCAGAUGGUGCUCGCCGCGCGCGUGGAGACCGACUGCGAGGAGGGACUGGCCCAGGCGGCCCAGGACGUCGGGGGUCCUAGCGAGCAGACGCAGGUCGCGGCGGAGCUCGCCUUCGACGACGAGAUCAGCAGCAGUCUGAAGGUCAGCGAGGACAAUGCCCUGGCGAAGCUCAUCCGGGGGGAACGGUGGAAGAGGCUGGAGCACGGGCGCUGCAAGUAUCUGAUCGGCGCAGAGGCGUUGGCGAAGCAUGGGGCGGCGACGGGCCAGAUGGCACGGUGGCUCAAAGACCUGGAGCAGAUGCGGUUCCGAGGUUUCGACAACAGCGUGCGGGGGUCCAUUGUGGCGCGGGCGAGCUCGACUGGGCGGUCGAGGCACGCGGUGAUUUGUGCGGCGCAGGCGGCGCCGGGGCCGGCCGGCUCUCUGAUGGGCAAGCCCAAUUUGAAGGCCCUGGGUGCGAGGAUCGAUUUCGAAACGGACUCCGCGCGCCUGACGCAGCUCGACCUGGCCAUUCCGCGGAACGAGACGGCCGGGACGAUGGUGGCGGAGAUGUUCCCCCAACCGCGGAUCGUGCCGGUUGCGGUGAAGGCAUGGGUCAAGGAUGGCAAGACUCUCGACAAGGUGAGCGGCUGGGAUGUGAGCAAGGCCGACGACUACGACGCGAUUUCGAG
Prorocentrum cordatum is the source of this 1091-nucleotide messenger RNA. Lineage: Eukaryota; Dinophyceae; Prorocentrales; Prorocentraceae. The record is from the annotation of a GenBank genome assembly.